AUACACGAGUUGUGCGAACAAAGAAUUAGCUACUGUGAUCGCCGCCCGCCGUGUCAGUGGUCAACCUUAACUUGGAUCAUGUUUGGAAAUAGUGAUAGUAUAAUGAAUUCAAUUGAAAUGGCAUUUUAACUUUUCGUUCAGCCUCAGGUUUAAACGGAGGAGCAGCAAUGCACCAGUGCGGUGAUGAACAAUACGAUCCACGAACAGCAAUAUGCUGCGGUGGCCAAGUCGAGCGGCCGCAGUCAACCUCCUCUUCAAUCCGAGCGUGCUGCGGAGGAACAGAGACUGGAACGUUUUACUUCAUUGGGCAACAGGUUUGCUGUGGCGGCAGUCUCAAAGCUAUUACAGCAGAUCUUAAGUGUUGCAGUGAUCAUCGGUUCUAUAACGAAAGCACCCAUACUUGCUGUGGAGCUGAAAUUAUCGCCAAAUCCGAAGGAAAAGUGUGUUGUCCUGGACCCAAUAACAGAUGGCAAGGAUUCUCAGGGGACAGGGAAGGAAACCCGGAGUGUUGUGGAACCAGCGGUCCAUACUGGCCAGAGACACAGCUCUGCUGUCAGGCCGGAACUUCUGCAAUCAGAGAGCGACUGGGUGGGGAGCACGACGAGUGCUGCGGUCUGAACAGAAUGGACGCUUCAACUCACAUGUGCUGUGGAAGGGAGCAAAGACUGAGGGAGCCAUUCAUGGAAUGUUGUGGCCGUGAUACCUACAACGUGAUAACAGAAAUUUGCUGUGGAGGUGUUAUAGUCCCAAGAGGUCCAAAUGGUGGAUACGAGUGUUGUGGUCGUCUCUCUUACAAUCCACAGAAUGAAGUCUGCUGUUUCGGUCGGGUUCAUCCAAUCGGUAAUGGGAAAUGCUGCACGGGAGCAAGACAGUCCGUGAACCCCUAUCAGCCAGGCGAGCAGUCUUGUUGUAACUCUCAGAUCAGUUCUCUCCCCGAGAUUCCUGGCAUCAAGGAGUGUUGCAAUGAUGAAGCCUACCUCACUUCAUCUAAAAUGUGCUGUAAUGGAAACCUUUUUGACAGAGAAGAAAACAUGGAAUGCUGUGGAAGUGAUACCUAUAACACCAACACCCAUCUUUGCUGCAACGGAAGCAUUCUCCCCAAGCUGUUACCCAAUGACCAGUGUUGCGGAUCCCAGAGGUUCGAUCCCACUUUCCAAACGUGCUGCCUGAACCAAGUUAAAACGGGAGUUGGAAAAUGCUGUCGAUUGAGCAUGGAGGAGGCCCAGGUAUACGAUGAACAGACCCAAACCUGCUGCGGGAGCAUGGAUUGGAAUACUGAUGAUUAUUCCGGAAAUAUUUAUGAUGUGCCUCCAUCACCCACUUCGUGCUGUGGAGCUCACCUCCUUGCAGUCAAUCAACUCUGUGACAACGAUAAGCCAAUUGAGAAGGAUGAUUCUACUCACAAUGAAAUUUGUUGGUACUACAAUAACAAUGGUAUUCUCACAAAGGUGACAUUCAACAAAGAACAGAAGUACUGUGACAUCUUUAAUGGUUUGACUGCGAUUCCUCCUGGUCACAAGCUCUGUGGAAGUGGUACUUAUAAUCCCGAGACACAUCUGUGUUGCGAUGACCACGUUCAUUCGAUCGACCCUCGUGCCAAUGCCCGCACAGAUUGCUGUGGUUUCUAUGCCUAUGACAAGACCUGGCAAUCCUGUCUCCUUGGAAAGGUCUUCGAUGGGAUUCCUCAAGAAUAUGCAGGAUAUUGCCGCGAUAAGGUAUUUGACAACCGAACCGACAAGUGCGACAUCAAUUUUGAGAUCCGUCCUAUUAGCGAGGUGAUGGUGUAUCCGGAGAGGUGCGGCACCGAACCUUACGAUCCUGCCUAUAAGGAAUGCUGUAAUGGGGUGCUGAUAGCAUCCGGCUUCACCUGCUGUGAGGGCCUACGAGCUUGGGAGACCCCAGGGACAUUGCUAGGAGAAGGCCAAUGUUGCUCCAAUCCACGGGAUGGCUCUUCUAAAGGCUACAACUCUCAAACACAUGUCUGCUGCCUGGGAGAGGUUUACGACAGCAGAGGAAGAGAUAUCGAAUGCUGUGGCUCAAAUGCCUACGAACCUUCAGACUCUAGUUCUAUGUGCUGCGGACAGCGCAUCCAUGACGUCGCCGACGGAAAGACGGAAUGCACAGGGACCACGCCGCACCGGACUGACCAGGUUGUCUGCGAUGGGGUCGUUCAUCAAGCCGCCUCCAACAAAGUCUGCUGCGGGAAGAGUCUUAUAGACCCAGAGAACCGUGUAUGCUGCAAUGAUGUUCCAUACGCGAAAGAAAGUCAAAACACCCAAUGCUGUGGCAAGGUAUCUUACGAUUCAUCAACCCAAACAUGCUGCGAGUCUUCUGUCUACCAACGUCGAUCCUCAGAUCACGAAUGCUGCGGCCAUCUCUAUUACGACACCCAGGAACAGGAAUGCUAUCAGACAGGGGGACAUUCUUACGUUUUCAGCACUGACGCACUGGAGGAUGAAGCCAUGCUGUGCCUGACGGGAAGUUACGACUCCACUCGGCAUACGUGUUGUGGGGGCAUCCUCCACAAGCACAUCGUCAACGGCGAGUGCUGCGGGCACCGGGUUGUGCGCAACCCCGAUGAAGAGAUAUGCUGCGGCGGGAAGUUGAAGCGCAAGGAACGCGGAUACACGGAGUGCUGCGGAGGGAAUCUCUACAACCCCAAGGUGAACCAGUGCUGCGGAGGGAAGAUCUUAUCACGUUACUCCAACUUCCGUCAAUGCUGCAAUGAUCGCAUCAUUCGUACGGGCGAAGAGUGUGUAAAUAACUAGUCAUUGUUGGCUAACGCAAGUUACACUGAAAUAUUCUUACCAAGAAAAUCAGUUCUGAGUAUCUUAAGUAAAUGUACAUGAUCUGAUAUUUAUUUGCGAAAUUGAUAGAUGUGAUACUCCUCACCUAUUCAUCAUGCUUUUAUUCAGUAAACUGUUGUUUCAGAUUGAAUUUCCAUUCAUGACCCUGCUGCCUUGUUACUUAAAAAUUCACGGCAUAAUUAUGACAAGCCAUCAGUAUUUUUAAAAAAUUGUUUCAUAUAAGGAAUAUAGUUAUUCAAGGAAAGAAAAAUUACAGCACCUUGAUAUUUUUGUAAUUAAUAUGCUAUUUAUUCAUGGCCUUGAUAAAGAAAGCAAGACUUGAAAUUAUUUUGUAUACUUGUAUUUCAUAUUUACAUGUAGCCAAUUGCAUACAGUAUGUAUGACUGGCCCCUUAUAUGUGGGAUCAUUCCGAAAUGAUUUGUCUCUCUUUCUACUUCAUAUUAAAUGUUGUCAUGCUCUCUGAUUAUUGUUGCUUGAGAAUUUCAUGACAUAUAGAUUAAGAAUGGAGGAUUAUUGGCAUCGGACAUAUAAAAACGUUGAUUAUUUCAAAGAAUUGCCCAUGUUUUGAAAUUAUAUGUAUUAUUCAUGAAGAAACGAUAUCUUACUACAUUUUAUGUUAUCAAUGUAUUUAUAUAUAUAUGUUGUUUGUUUUUCUUGUAUACAUGUACAAGUAAAUAAUAUGUUCACAAAGCAGCCAGAUUUAGAAGAGAUAUUAUCUUGUAUGUCAAAUUGACACAUAUCAAAUAUGCUGAAAGUGAAUUAUACUUGGAUAUAUACCAGUGUUUCACCACUACCAUGUAGUGGCGAACUCGUGGGAGAAGAAUAAAUAACUCGCUAUGUCACUAGCUUGUUCAUAUGUAUCGGCCAUUCAUAGGCCACAACUAAUGUGUAAGUAAUUAUCGGCAUUUCUGCUAAAUGAUCUUCCAUGUGGAAGCAAAGAAAUUUUUUAGUUCAUAAGAAUAGAUUGUAUAGAACUUUGGUCACUUUUAGAGUUCUAGGAUUUAAGUAUUUAUGGUUUACUUUUAUUACAAUGUUGCUUUAUAUUUGAAUAGUUUAAAUACCAAUUAUUUGCUUCCGUAAUUGUGUUAUGUUUAAUAAGAUUUGAUGCCGUGGCCAAUGUCAAUAUUCCAUUUUUACAAAUUUUGAAGGUGUUUUGAAUUUUGUGUUCGAUCGAAUUGAAUACACGCUAAAUGAGAGAGAAAUAUUUCAAAUUAUGUAUUUCCACAUUACAACUACUGGAAUUAUUACAAAUAAAGUUAAUACAUAUUACAUUCCUCUGGAAUUCAUCCAAAUUAUUAUGAUUGCAAUGCAUCUUCUUUUGCUGAGAAAUCAGUUUAAUUCAUGAAAUAUAUGUUUUCAUCAUUAUGAAGAUAAAUGGAGACAAAAUUAUAAUAUGAAUGUACAAGCAUAUCAUUUUAUAAGCAUCUGCUUUACCUCAAAACCUGAUGUCAAUAUUCUCUCUCAAGAAGAGGUAGAAUGCAGCCUUUUAGAACAUAUUUCCACUUAUAUACUUUCUAUUUUUGAACAUUCAAUGAACAGUUUCCUAAACCACAUCUCUUUUGUAAUUGUUAAGUAGUGAAAGUGAUGUAUAGAAACCACCUUGUCCCAUUGAAACUUUAGAUGUUUUGUUCAAAGCUACUUCAUAUUUUCUGAGGUCAGAGCAUAAUUUAAGGGUGAUUUUAUCUUGAUGAGACCAUUGCAGGAUACCGGUAUGCACUAUGUGCAUUUAAAUUUGCUAUAUAUAUAUAUAAUAUGCGUGCAAUGCUCUUGAUCUAAUGAAUCUGUACUUUCACAAUCACGGCAACAAGUCUUUCCAAUUAUGGUGAUGUCAAGUCUUUCCAACCACGACAUGAUGUUAAAGGACAAUCAAACCUUAGUAAUCUAAUGAUUCGAGUGGAGUAGAGGAUAUUGAAAAUAUCAUUUUUUUUUCUCAACACACUGAAAACUUUACCUCAAAGUUUUUUUGGCAAUCAAUUGCUGCCUCUAUCGGUGAUGUAUCCCGAACUAGCUUUGCUGGCAUAAUGAUGAAAAUUUUGAGGAAAAAAUCGAGAUUUUCAGUAUAAUUUCGCUGGCAAUCAUCUAAACCUGAUAGUAAUAGGGUAUACAGACGCGGAUCCAGGCUGGGAGGGGGGGGGUGGUGCACAGUAAACUUUGAAAAUAUACUGAUGUACCCUAAAAUGGAUGCACCCUGUAAAAUGGAGUGAUGACCUUUUUUUUUCUUGUCAAAAUUUUUGGGAGACAAAUAGGUCUUCAUUUUGGACUGUUGAUCCCAUAAAAUUCCGACCCUAGAUCCGCGUCUGGUAUGGUAAAGUCAUGAAGCUUUGCCCCCCAAAAUAUGAGAUUUAAGUUGUCGAUGGGGCAUAAAUUUUGCAUUUUUGAGGAUAAGCAAAUGUGGGAGCUAACUCUGUUUAUUUGUAACUAUUUGGCCAAUUUGAAAUCAUGCAUAUGACUAUUGAAAACCCAUGAUCUUCUCGUGUGUCAGAUCUCCUUAUCUGCUAUUCAUCUUCCAAGCAGACCCACUUAACAUAAAAGUUUUUUUUCCCUGUAGGGGUCUUCAAGUGUAUUCUACCUGAAUUCAUGAAAUUAAUAGAUUUAUAUAUGUAGGUCUGGAUAAUGAAAGUGUCAUUGAUUAGGGUUUUACUUCAUGAAGUUGUAGUUGGUGAAAGUUUCAAUAAAUUGCAUUUAGUUUGAAAGGAUAGAUAUAGAACCCUGUUGUUUUUUUUUUUUUA
Messenger RNA from Lytechinus pictus (painted urchin), 5536 nucleotides. RefSeq lists its product as uncharacterized. The transcript is spliced from 11 exons. The coding region runs from base 168 to 2768 and encodes 866 amino acids. The record is from RefSeq and is a predicted model, not a curated record. Lineage: Eukaryota; Metazoa; Echinodermata; Echinoidea; Temnopleuroida; Toxopneustidae.